CGUUGGUGACUUUGAGAUUAGAUAAAAGUUGUGUACAGAUAGAGAGAUUGUAUAACUCGAGCUCUGAAACAAGCAAGUUUUUUUUUUUUUUGGAACAUUUUUGUGUUCCUUGUUUACAAAAAGGGGGGGGGGGUUUAAUUUCCUGGGCUGGGUUAAAAAAAGUGGCGAAGAUGAAUCUAAGUACGGCCGAUGAAGAAUCGGCACAGGAGAUUCACAUCCCAGCUGAUAUCAAUUGGGAGAUGCUUGACAAAUCCAAGUUUUUCGUUUUAGGCGCUGCUUUGUUUUCAGGUGUCUCUGGAGCUCUUUAUCCUGCUGUUUUGAUGAAAACACGGCAGCAAGUUUGUCAUUCGCAAGGCUCUUGUAUCAGAACUGCGUUUACCCUUGUGAGACAUGAAGGUUUAAGGGGAUUGUACAGAGGAUUUGGAACCUCCUUGAUGGGAACAAUCCCUGCUCGUGCCUUGUACAUGACUGCGUUGGAGGUUACCAAGAGUAACGUUGGCUCUGCUGCUGUUAGUUUAGGUUUCACUGAGGCUAAAGCUUCUGCAGUUGCUAAUGCUGUUGGAGGUUUGAGUGCUGCGAUGGCUGCGCAGCUUGUUUGGACUCCUGUUGAUGUGGUUAGCCAAAGGCUUAUGGUUCAAGGAAGUGCUGGUCUUGUCAAUGCAUCGAGGUGUAAUUAUGUUAACGGGUUUGAUGCAUUUCAGAAGAUUGUUCGUGCUGAUGGACCAAAGGGAUUAUACAGAGGGUUUGGGAUAUCUAUUCUGACUUAUGCUCCGUCUAAUGCGGUUUGGUGGGCUUCUUACUCUGUUGCACAGCGGAUGGUUUGGGGUGGGAUUGGGUGUUAUGUCUGCAAGAAAGACGAAGAGAGUGGGAACAACAACAGUACCGCGAUUAAACCAGACUCCAAAACGAUAAUGGCUGUUCAAGGAGUUAGUGCUGCGAUUGCUGGAAGUGUUUCUGCUUUGAUUACAAUGCCACUCGACACAAUCAAGACGAGAUUGCAGGUUCUUGAUGGGGAAGAUAGUAGUAAUAGUAGUAACAACGGGAAGCGUGGACCGAGUAUCGGACAGACUGUAAGAAACUUGGUUAGGGAAGGUGGAUGGACGGCUUGUUAUAGAGGAUUGGGACCAAGAUGUGCUUCAAUGUCAAUGUCUGCAACAACUAUGAUCACUACCUACGAGUUCUUGAAACGGCUUUCAGCUAAGAACCAUGACGGGUUUUGCUCUAAAUCAUAGUGAUAACAACUGAAAAAAAAACCACCACAUAGAAGAAUCUUUUUAUGGGAAAUGUCUUUAAUUUUGCUUACUUAUCUUGUUCUUCUUGUCUAGCUGUUCUGCUGCUAUUUCAUUUGUUUUCCAAGUCAUAUGUAAGGAAUGUGUUAAAAUUCAGUUGUUUUUAAAUAAAUAAAAAUGUGAUUUUCCUCA
Camelina sativa (false flax) is the source of this 1421-nucleotide messenger RNA. NCBI's taxonomy places the organism in Eukaryota, Viridiplantae, Streptophyta, Magnoliopsida, Brassicales, Brassicaceae. The record is from RefSeq and is a predicted model, not a curated record.